CAAUCACAGCUCCGCCUUCGAUUAGCCAGCCUGGCCGACUUGCUGUUGCUGAGCAGCACCAGGCAGCAGGCAGCGUCCGAAGAGGACCGAAGGCGUUCCGGAGGUGAGGAGCAGCUUUCCCGCGGUAGACCAAAACGUCCAUUUUAUAGUAUUUGGGGUUAAAAGGGGUACUGUACGUGCCGUUUCAAGAAGCGUACUGCCUUGUACAUACUUAGUGGCGGGCUGAGAGGGGGAGCUAACUGGGACUGUCCGCCGCGCUGCUCUCUAACCGCCCCCCCCCCCCACGGCUCCGGCCAGCCGCUCGGAACUUAGCCCACCGCCCCCUUUUGCUCGUGGCCCCGCUUCAUUCCAAGCAUGGCGGCGCUCCUCCGUGCCAGGGCCAUUUAUGACUUUAACUCGGAGAAUCCCGGUGAGGUGUCGGUGCGCGAGAACGAGAUAGUAAGUUUGUACAGCGAGCAGGACAUCGAGGGCUGGCUGGAAGGUACGAAUAGUAAAGGCGAGAGGGGGCUCUUCCCCGCGUCCUACGUGGAGAUCCUGCGGGGGGACAACAACAACACGCUCGGGGAUGCGCAAUCCGAGUCCCGAUACGCCAACGUGCCAUCCGCGGCGGGAGUGGAUAAUGCCUUCCCGCCCCCUGCGCAGCAACCGACCUACCAGCAGCCCAGCCAGGGCAGCGAUGAUGACUGGGAUGACGACUGGGAUGACAACUCCACCGUAGCGGAGGAGCCGGGCACUACGGGAAACCGUUACCGGGACUUCGAUGGCAACGGGGCUUCCACCUACAGCGUCUCCACGUGCUCCACGGCAAGAGGACAGCACCCCAAAAGCUCAGCGACAGUCAGCCGGAACCUAAAUCGGUUCUCCACUUUCGUCAAGUCCGGAGGUGAAGCCUUCGUGCUGGGUGAGGCGGCGGGUUUUGUGAAAGACGGAGAUAAGAUAUGCGUGGUGAUGGGCCAGCACGGUCCCGAGUGGCAGGAGAACCCGUACCCGUUCACCUGCACCAUCGACGACCCCACCAAGCAGACCAAGUUCAAAGGGAUGAAGAGCUACAUGUCGUACAAGCUGACCCCAACGCACACCCAGGAGCAGGUGAACAGGCGCUACAAGCACUUCGACUGGCUGUAUGCCCGCCUGGUGGAAAAGUUCCCCGUCAUCUCGGUGCCUCACAUCCCAGAGAAGCAGGCCACGGGGCGCUUCGAGGAGGACUUCAUCUCCAAGAGGCGGAAAGGCCUCAUCUGGUGGAUGAAUCACAUGACCAGCCACCCGGUGCUGGCGCGCUGCGACGUGUUCCAGCACUUCCUCACCUGCAGCACGGACGAGAAGGCCUGGAAGAUGGGUAAGAGGAAGGCAGAGAAGGACGAGAUGGUAGGCGCCAACUUCUUCCUCACCAUCAGCACGCCGGCAGCGCCGCUCGACUUCCAGGAGGUGGAGAGCAAGAUUGACGGCUUCAAGGCUUUCACCAAGAGAUUGGACGACAGCACCCUACAACUGAACGCCACCGCCGGCGAGUUUGCGCGCAAGCAGAUGAGCGGAUUCCGGAAGGAGUACCACAAGAUGGGCGUGUCCUUCAAAGUCCUCAGCCAGGCUUUUGAGAUGGACCAGCAGGUCUACUCGGCCGGACUCAACCAGGCCAUCUCCUUCACGGGCGACGCCUUUGAAUCCAUCGGAGAUUACUUUGCAGAUCAGCCCAACAAGGAUCUGGACCCUAUCAUGGACCUGUUGGCUCUUUAUCAGGGACACCUAGCCAACUACCCGGACAUCAUCCAUGUCCAGAAAGGCGCCUUGACCAAGGUGAAGGAGAGCCAGCGUCACGUGGAGGAGGGCAAGAUGGAGGCGGCGCAGGCGGAGGGCAUCACCGAGCGCUGCAACAUCAUCUCAUGCGCCACGCUGGCCGAGAUCCAGCACUUCCACCAGAUCCGCGUGCGGGACUUCCGGGCGCAGAUGCAGCACUUCCUGACACAGCAGAUGGCCUUCUUCCACAAGAUCACCGCCACGUUGGAGGAAGCCCUACGCAAGUACGACGCCGCGUAGCCUCAUGCGUGUCCCUAUGCCUGUUUUUUGACUGAAAAGGCCCAACAGAGGCGCUACGGCUCGGAAGAACUUUCAAGGAGGGCAAGUGCAACCGAGGCUUGGAGGACCAAUAUGUUUGGUCAAUACAGGGGUGUCCAAACUAUGACCACGUGGGACAUUCAAAGCCUGUCGUCCAUUUUUUUUAGAACAAAAACACCCACGGGCAUAUAU
Messenger RNA from Hippocampus comes (tiger tail seahorse), 2241 nucleotides. RefSeq names its product sorting nexin 18a (gene snx18a). Gene Ontology annotation, biological process: protein transport; endocytosis; cleavage furrow formation. Lineage: Eukaryota; Metazoa; Chordata; Actinopteri; Syngnathiformes; Syngnathidae. The coding region runs from base 355 to 2031 and encodes 558 amino acids. The record is from RefSeq and is a predicted model, not a curated record. Gene Ontology annotation, cellular component: cytoplasmic vesicle; plasma membrane. The transcript is spliced from 2 exons. Gene Ontology annotation, molecular function: phosphatidylinositol binding; protein binding.